Molecule: messenger RNA, 8420 nt
Organism: Myxocyprinus asiaticus (Chinese sucker)
Lineage: Eukaryota; Metazoa; Chordata; Actinopteri; Cypriniformes; Catostomidae
Product: E3 ubiquitin-protein ligase HECW1-like
Exons: 28
Coding region: 75-4742 (1555 amino acids)
Biological process (GO): regulation of dendrite morphogenesis
Molecular function (GO): ubiquitin-protein transferase activity; protein binding
Source: RefSeq, a predicted model, not a curated record
GUAGAUAGCAAACAGAGCAAAUGUGAGGAGAGGGCGGCUGUUGUGCGGGUAAAUAUGGGACGGAAGACGGCCAAAUGAAGGUGAAGGUGAUGAUUCACCGGCAGGUGAUACUGACCCAGAACUUGUACCAGAACAGGUUUCUUGGGCUUGCAGCAAUGGCCUCUCCAUCUCGUUCAUCUCAGGGCAGGCGACGAUGUAAAGACCCCAUUCGGCACAGUUUUAAUCCUGAACAGUUCCCCAAUGUGGACUUCCAGAACGGCGCACCUGAGGAGCUGGCUGCAACUGUUCUGCGCUCCACCAGCGACACUGACCUCAUGACCUCACAUUGCCGCUCCACCCUCACUGUCAGCACCUCCAGCUACACUAUCGGUCAGACGCAAGACAUCACACUGAGCUGGGACAUCAAGGAGGAGGUGGAUGCGGGAGAUUGGAUUGGCAUGUACCUCAUUGAUGAGGUUCUGUCAGAAAACUUCCUGGACUACAAAAACAGAGGCGUGAACGGCUCCCACAAAGGCCAGAUCAUCUGGAAGAUCGAGGCCAGCUGCUACUUUGUGGAACUGGAGACUAAGAUCUGUUUUAAAUAUUAUCAUGGAGUGAGCGGAGCCCUGCGAGCCACCACCCCAUGCGUUACAGUAAAGAACCCAUCUGCACAGGUGUUUAAGCAGGUGACCACAGAUGACGUACCUCUGAGCCAAGGCAGCAGAAGACUCAUCAGCUUCUCUCUGUCGGAUUUCCAGGCCACAGGGCUGAAGAAAGGCAUGUUCUUCAACCCUGACCCGUACUUGAAGAUCGCCAUCCACCCUGGCAAGCACAGCAUCUUCCCUGCCCUGCCUCACCACGGCCAGGAGAAGAGAUCAGGCAUCAUCUGCAAUACGAUUAAUCCCUUUUGGCAGAGGGAGCGCUUUCAUUUUGUGUCUCUGCCCACGGAUGUGUUAGAAAUCGAGGUGAAGGACAAGUUUGCCAAAAGCCGCCCCAUUAUAAAGCGUUUUCUUGGCAAGCUGUCCAUGCCAGUGCAAAGAUUAUUGGAGAAGCAUGCCAUCGGGGACCGAGUGGUCAGCUACGUGCUGGGACGGAGGCUUCCAACAGAGCAUGUCAGUGGUCAGCUGCAGUUCAGGUUUGAGAUCACCUCUUCCAUCCACCCAGACGAUGAGGACAUGUCUCUUAGCACAGAACAGCCAGUGGCGGCCGCGGAAGCUCAAGGCCAACCUCAGGCCGAAGACACCAUGAGCUUGGACCAGGGUGCCCCAGAGCUUCCUCUGGAUGGAGACACAGCCUCUGUAGAGAUGAUGGACGUUGACUCUGGUCCCAGCUGUGCUGCUGAGGCAGAGACUGUAGAGGCAGAGACUUUAGAGGCAGAGCAGCAGAUGCAUCCAGAAAUGCAGGAGCAACAGGAGGAGAUGGCCGAGAGCCAUGAUGCUGCGGAAGAACAAGAAGCUUCAGAACAAUUGGAGGAGGUUGAGACAAAUGUAGAGGCAGAAGAGAGCAACCAAGAGGAGGCAGAGACUCCUAGUGCCUUUGCUGAAGGGCCUGUAGACCCAUCAGAAACUCUUGCUGUUGUGGAAGAGGAGGAAGCCUCGGACCCUCAAUCGGUCCCAGAAGAAGCAGAGGUGGAUCUAGUGGAAGGCUGUUCACUAAGAAUCAGAACCACACCACGACGAAAGCCACGGCCGUGCUCUCUUCCAGUUUCAGAACUUGAAACGGUUAUUGCGUCUGCCUGCGGAGAACCAGAGACUCCGCGCUCCCAUUACAUCCGAAUCCACCACCUGCUGCAUAGCCUACCGUCUACCCAGCCCGAACCAGGAAACCAAGGGGAUGCGGCUGGGCCUAAACCUGACCGACCACAGGGAGUGGAGGAGGAAAAGGAAGAUGAUGAAGAGGGUGCAACUCUAGAGCUUGACACUUUAACUCCCAGUUGCCCACGCAGAACACUGCCUCGCAGUCGCUCGCACGAACGCCUGUCUGAUCUCAUUCAGAUGCUCGUUGGAGACGAGCAGCCGUUUGGGGCUGAGGGUCAGGUUAGAGGUCAAAGGUCUCCGGUGGAAAGUGAGUGUGACUUGAGCCCAGUUCCCUGUUGUAGUCAUAUGGUACAGAGGACCGUGGUCCCAAUGCGGGCACCAUCUCUAGAUAGUGCCCGUAGGUCAGAGAGCAUAGUGUUUUCCUCACAGGAUGAUGAGGAUGAGAUGGACAGGGUGAACGGGAUUCUGGGAUUGGAGGCGGGGUCGGGACAAGGUGCUAAGAGCCGGGAGCCAGGGGACGGAAGCUUUCAGUGGGAGGAGGCACCAGACAGUCACGUCCAAAGCCCACACAGCAUUAUGGGUAUUGGAGAAUCACCUGGAACUGGACCAAGCAGCAAAAGAGAGUGUCCUUUGCCUUGUAAUCAUCCUGCAGUCAGCCAGCUGCCCACUCUUCGGCCAGAUCCUCAUCACUACCCCACCAUAGAUGAGCCACUGCCUCCGAAUUGGGAGGCCCGUAUUGACAGUCAUGGUCGUGUGUUCUACGUGGAUCACAUUAACCGGACCACCACUUGGCAACGGCCCACGUCUGCAGCCACACCGGAUGGCCUGCGCAGGUCUGGUUCCGUCCAGCAGAUGGAGCAGCUCAACAGGAGGUAUCAGACCAUUCAGAGGACGAUGGCCACAGAGGGGAGAGAUGAAGAGUCAGGCAGCCCUCGAAACGAAAGGACAGCCAACACUGAGACGGACUCACCACCACAGACAAAUGAAUUAAGAAGAGACACUCCGUGUUCUCCUGGUCACUGUCAAAAGAUUACGUUUCUUCUGCAGAGUCCAGCGGUCAAAUUCAUCACUCACCCAGAGUUCUUCACUGUGCUCCAUGCUAAUUACGGGGCGUAUCGUAUGUUCACCAACAGCUCGUGUCUGAAACACAUGAUCCUAAAGAUCAGGCGUGAUGCUCGCAACUUUGAGCGCUACCAGCACAACCGUGACCUGGUGACCUUCUUGAAUCGGUUUGCUGAUGCUCAAGUGGAGCUGCCGCGGGGCUGGGAGAUCAAAACGGACCCACAGGGGAAGUCGUUCUUUGUAGAUCAUAACAGUCGUGCCACAACCUUCAUUGAUCCCAGGAUCCCCUUGCAAAACGGCAGACUGCCCAACCACCUGACACACCGGCAGCACCUGCAGAGAUUACGCAGCUACAGCGCAGGAGAGGCAUCAGAUGUGUCGCGCACCCGCGGAGUGUCUUUAUUAGCCAGACCAGGAAAUAGUCUGGUAGCAGCCAUACGGAACCAAAGCCAGCAGGAGCCAGUGCCAUUAGCAUACAAUGAAAAGAUUGUAGUGUUUCUACGGCAACCCAGCAUCUUUGAGGUGCUACAACAGCGACAGCCGAGCUUGGCGAGGAACCACUCACUCAAGGAAAAGGUGCUCCAUAUCCGAACCGAAGGCACACAGAGACUGGAGAAGCUGUCGUGUGAUGCUGACCUGGUCAUGCUGUUAAGUUUGUUUGAGGAGGAGAUCAUGUCAUAUGUUCCUCUUGCAUCAUUUCACCCUGGGUUCAACUUCUCGCCGCGCUGCUCGCCUGGUUCCUCUCCCCAGAAUUCUCCAGGAACACAGAGAGCUCGGGCACCAGCUCCCUACCGCAGAGACUUCGAAGCCAAACUUCGCAACUUCUACAGGAAACUUGAGGCAAAGGGCUACGGGCAAGGCCCAGGGAAGAUCAAACUGAUUGUCAGAAGAGAUCAUCUGUUAGAAGGGACAUUUAACCAGGUCAUGAUGUAUUCGCGUAAAGAGCUCCAGAGAAACAAGCUGUACAUCACCUUUGUUGGAGAGGAAGGACUGGACUACAGUGGACCUUCGCGAGAGUUUUUCUUCCUGCUUUCUCAGGAGCUGUUUAACCCUUACUAUGGCCUGUUUGAAUACUCCGCUAAUGACACUUACACUGUACAGAUUAGCCCCAUGUCUGCAUUUGUCGAGAACCAUUUGGAAUGGUUCCGUUUCAGUGGUCGAAUUCUUGGCCUGGCAUUGAUUCAUCAGUAUUUGUUGGACGCCUUCUUCACCCGCCCAUUUUAUAAAGCUCUCCUCAAGCUAGCCACAGAUCUGAGUGAUCUUGAGUACCUAGAUGAGGAGUUCCACCAGAGCUUACAGUGGAUGAAGGAAAAUGACAUCACAGAUGUGUUGGAUCUCACCUUCACUGUCAAUGAAGAAGUGUUUGGCCAGGUCACGGAGCGAGAGCUGAAGUCUGGCGGGACAAACUUGCAGGUGACAGAGAAGAACAAGAAGGAGUAUAUUGAGCGGAUGGUGAAAUGGAGGGUGGAGAGAGGUGUGGUGCAGCAGACACAAGCUCUGGUCCGAGGAUUUUAUGAGGUAGUAGACUCUCGUCUGGUGUCGGUGUUUGAUGCCAGAGAGCUGGAGUUGGUUAUUGCUGGAACAGCAGAGAUCGAUUUGAACGACUGGAGAAACAACACAGAGUACAGAGGAGGUUAUCAUGAUGGGCACAUCGUCAUCCGUUGGUUCUGGGGUGCAGUAGAGCGCUUCAAUAAUGAGCAGAGACUGCGUCUGCUGCAGUUUGUGACGGGCACCUCCAGCGUGCCAUACGAGGGCUUCACCGUCCUGCGCGGGAGUAACGGCCUGCGACGUUUCUGCAUUGAGAAAUGGGGCAAGAUCACGUCUCUCCCGAGGGCGCACACAUGCUUUAAUCGUCUGGAUCUUCCUCCGUAUCCGUCCUACACUAUGUUGUACGAGAAACUGCUAAUUGCUGUGGAAGAGACCAGCACUUUUGGCCUUGAAUGAGGACUUCACAUAAAACAUUUCUUCUUCUGGCAUACACUGUAUGUAACUAUCCACUAGCGUGGACAGUGUUCUUUGCUCGUUUCAUUCAUUCCUUCAGGACACCUCUGCAUGCAUAACUCACCUGCAAAGGUGUACAGUGUGUAACGGGUUUGUACAAAUGAAGCUGUAUAUGCAAGUAUAUGCAAUAGUGAAAGAGAAGCCUUCAACCUGUUUUAACACUCAGGGCCUCGACCUCCACUGGAGUCUCUUCUCAGUUCGCACACAAUCAUUCCAUCGCCGAACGUCACGGAUUCACUCACGGCCAGCUGCGUUUUCUGUUGUUGCAGUUUUACAAUGAUGAAAAUUGUAAAGUUAUGGGGAUAGCUCACCCAAAAAUGUAAAUUAUGUCAUCAUUUACUUACCCUUUUGUCAUUCCAAACCUGUAUAACUAUUUUUUCUUUUGUGGAAUUUAAAUGGAGGCGUUUGGCGGAAUGACGACCUCAUUAUUCACUUUUUUUGUAUGAAAUUUUUUUUGUAACAAAAGUGAAUAGAGACGUUUGUGUUCUACUGAAGAAGGAAAAAAAAGUCACACUGGUUUGGAACAACAUGAGGGUGAGUAAAUGAUGACAAUUUCUAUUUCUGGGUGAACUAUUCCUUUAAUACCAAGUAAGUGCACUGAACAUAUUUGCUUGAGCAAGCAGGUGGCGUAAUUAUAUAAUAUAUAAUAAUUAUAUAAUAGUGAUAAGUUUGCGAUAUCUCACCGAACACCACUAUGAAAACUGAGGACUGCAUCAUCACAGAAAAUGAUAUCACAAAAUCAUGUCACUUUGCAGGAGUCAAAGGAGGAUUGUGAUGGAAGGACUGGCAAGCAUUGAUGUAACACUUUAUAUAUCAUGUAAUAAUUAAUGGAUUCUAGUAUUGAACCACAAUUAGCGUAAUUAUAAAAAUUCCUUUGAAAGCAUUAAAAACAUGGAAUGGAAACUUUCAGCUUAACAGGGAUGUUCAUGGCUUCAUGCUGUUUCAUGUGUUAUGAUGUUUGAAUGAAUAUGGUUGUUUUUCACGAAUGGAUCUUUUCUACUUUUAGAUCUCUUCAGAAGCAGUGUCCCAUGUCCAAACCUGCCACAAUGGUAGGACAGUUAAAGUUUUCAUUUAAAACAAAAUCACAGCCAAUAAGGACAUAUUUGAUGUUUAAUAUACUUAAAGCUGAGUAUAGAAAGACAAAAUGUCACUUGUCGCAAUUGUGAAAUAGGAAGGGAUCGCAUUUAUUGCUUCUCGAUUAGUCACAUUACACGUUGUUAGAACACAGCGUAAAGGGAUGUUCACGCUAACAGAGAUUUGCAGCAUCAAAGCGACCGGAAGUCAGUCAUUUUCAGUAGGAGUUGGUGAUUAAAGUGACGAAUGAAAAUGACCAUUGCCAAUGCGACGUUGGCGUGUCACGACAAAAUUAAAGGAAUAUUGUAGGUUCAAUGCAAGUUGAGCUCAAUCGACAGCAUUUGUGGCAUAAUAUUGAUUUACGCAAAAAUGAAUUUUGACUUGCCUCUCGUUUUCUUUUAAAAAUAAAAGUACAAAUCUGGGUUACAUUGGGGCAAUGGGGCAAUUUUUGAACAUUAAAAUGCUCACUUUUUCAAAAGUAUAGCCACAAGACAAACAAUAUGUGUGUUAACAUGAUUUUAGUGUGAUAAAAUCAAUAACAAACCUUUUACGUGUAAAGUUAUACCCAAUUUUACAACUUCGUUACCAUGACGAUGUAAUGUCAACAAAUCCUAAAACGACUGUAAAUAUUAUUCGAUUUUUUUUUUUUUACAAGUUUUAACAGAAGAAUUAAUGUAAGUGCUUUUAUAAAAUUAUAAGCUUCACGUUUCUGCUUUUAAACCCUCCAAAAAUUGGCCCCAUUCACUUCCAUUGUAAGUGCCUCACUGUAACCUUGAUUUUUUUUCUUUUUUUGAAGAAAAGGAGGAACGAGUCAACUUAAAUUCUUUUAAGAUUUUCAAAACAUCAACCAGCUAUAGGAAAAGUUGUUGCUCUUCUGGCCCGAACUGGCAGCUCUUAUUGGAAAAUUUAUGAAUUCCGAUCAUUGCAAGUUGUUGUCCGUGUGAACGCGCCACAAGAGUUACUUCAAAAUUCUUGAUGCCAUAAUAUGCACUUGUUUCCCCAAUGUAUAUAAAAUGUGUUUUGUUUGUUUUUAUAUUUUGCUUUUAUAGAUAUAUAUAAUAUAGGGGAUAUAUAUAUAUAUAUAUAUAUAUAUAUAUAUAUAUAUAUAAAUGGCAGACCCGAAGAAAUUGUGCACACAUUUCUCAUUCUUCCAAGUGUUUCAUCUGUGUUUGUUAUGAUAAGAGAAAGUACAGUGAGAUGUUAUGGCAAAGUUCAAAUUAGUUUAUUUAUUCAAAAAGAAAAUUGCCUCAACUUUUUCUGAAAUGUCAGUGUGGUAAAUGUGUGGGUUUAUUGUCGUGCAGAAGUUUUGAUUAUCGUUCAUGUUUACAUUUUCAGAUGACGCAAAUGUGUGUAUUAUACACAAGUCUUAUCGUGAUGCCAUUUUAAAUGUUCAUGAGUUUUUGUGAACUAUCAAACCCACACUUGGAGGGCAGAACUAAAUCUUUUAUCUUGAUCUUCUAGUAUUGUCUGAAAUGCAUAGUUCACCCAACAAUGGAAAUUGCCCCCAUUUAGUCACCCUUUUUUUGUUCCUAAUGUGACAUGCUAGUUUGAAUUUGUGGAAGUGUGAAUGGCAUUUGAGAGCUAAGGAGAAGGGGAAGAUUUUCAGUGAUUGACAUAUCACACAAAGCUAACAAACGGCUCCAGAAGACUUGGAAUAUAGCGCACAGGUUGUAUAGAGUACGUUUAUGGUGCUUUUUUGUCCUUUUUGGAGCUUGAUGGCAUCUGUUCCCAUUCACUUUCAUUGUUUUGAAAAGAACAACUAUAAAAUUCUACUCCUGUGUUCCACAGAAGGCAGUAAGUUAUAUGGGUUUGGAGCAGCGUGACGGUGAGUACAUUAUGACAGAAUUAUAGCUUUUGGGUGAACUUUUCCUUAAAUGUGGUGAUGAAAGAAACCACGGUUUCUGAAUAUCUCAGAAAUGUAAUAUUGCUAAAAUUUGGUCUACUCUGCUUAAGAUAUUAGGAAUGCAGAGAAAAUGCAUUUGUAUUGCAGUACCUAUCCCAAUUUAGAAAUGAUAAAAUGUAUGUAUAUGAAAUGUGUACAGAUUAUCUAUGUAAGAUCUACAUUUAAAAAUGUGAUGCAUCAGUUCAACAACAAAUAUUUCCUCUUUUUGUAACAUGUCUUCAUUCUACUAUUCACAUCAUCAUAGUUCAAAAAUGUGUUUAUGAAAUGUAUAUUACGAUGCUUAAUUGGUUGGAAUUCUAAGAAAUGUAAGAAAAAAAAUUAUAUUUAUUUAUUUAUUUUUAUCAAAAACUACUCGCAGCACUCUGGGAAAGUGACAGAAAUUAAGAGAUGGUUCUGGAAUAUUACUGCCUAUUUAAAAACAUCAAAAUGUGCUUUAAAAACAUUCUGGGAAAUGCAGAAAGAUUUGGCUCUUGCUUCCACGUCAGACACGCACACUAGCCUGUCUUUUUACACUUUAAUCGAUCUCUUUGAAUGAAAAUAUGGGGGAAAUGUACAAAUGUGUUCACUCAUAGCGCCCCCCUCAGGCUGAGCUCUGUAUCUGCAGCAUCACACUGUUAACGAAUGUCAAUAAACAACCACUUUCU